This is a messenger RNA of Kluyveromyces lactis, 1443 nucleotides long. RefSeq names its product translocon subunit SEC61 (gene SEC61). Bases 1 to 1443 code for a protein of 480 amino acids. Gene Ontology annotation, cellular component: Sec61 translocon complex; membrane. The transcript has a single exon. The record is from RefSeq and is a predicted model, not a curated record. NCBI's taxonomy places the organism in Eukaryota, Fungi, Ascomycota, Saccharomycetes, Saccharomycetales, Saccharomycetaceae. Gene Ontology annotation, molecular function: ribosome binding; signal sequence receptor activity; transmembrane protein transporter activity. Gene Ontology annotation, biological process: SRP-dependent cotranslational protein targeting to membrane, translocation; post-translational protein targeting to membrane, translocation.
AUGAGCGGUCGUGUUUUGGAUUUGUUCAAGCCAUUUGAGGCGUACUUGCCUGAGGUUAUUGCCCCAGAAAGACCUGUUCCUUACAAACAAAAGUUGAUUUGGACAGGUGUUUCUUUAUUGGUAUUUUUGGUGUUGGGUCAAAUUCCAUUAUAUGGUAUUGUAUCCAGUGAAACCAGUGAUCCAUUGUAUUGGUUAAGAGCCAUGUUGGCUUCUAAUCGUGGUACGUUGAUGGAAUUGGGUGUCUCUCCAAUCAUUACUUCGUCCAUGAUAUUCCAAUUCUUGCAAGGUACUCAAUUGUUACAGGUGAACAUGGAAAACAAGCAAGACAGAGAAUUAUAUCAAAUUGCUCAAAAGGUGUUUGCUAUCUUAUUAACCUUUGGUCAAGCCAUUGUUGUUGUAUUGACUGGUAACUAUGGUAAGCCAUCUGAUUUGGGUCUAGCUAUCUCUUUGUUGUUGAUCUUCCAGUUGAUUUUUGCCUCUUUUACUGUGUUGUUGCUAGAUGAGCUUUUGUCCAAGGGUUACGGUUUGGGUUCUGGUAUCUCUUUGUUCACAGCAACCAACAUCGCUGAACAGAUCACUUGGAAGGCAUUUGCUCCAACUACUGUCAACGUUGGGCGUGGUCAAGAAUUUGAAGGUGCUGUCAUCGCAUUGUUCCAUUUGCUAGCCAUUAGAAAGGAUAAGAAGAGAGCAUUGGUCGAGGCCUUCUACAGGGAAAACUUACCAAAUAUGUUCCAAGUAUUCUCAACUAUUGGUGUCUUCUUAUCUGUCUUGUACUUACAAGGUUUCCGUUACGAAUUGCCAAUUAAGUCUACCAGAACUAGAGGACAAUACGGCAGUUACCCAAUCAAGUUAUUUUACACAUCGAAUACUCCAAUCAUGUUACAGUCUGCUUUAACUUCAAACAUCUUUUUGAUCUCUCAAAUCUUGUACCAAAGAUUUUCCACAAAUCCAUUAGUCAAGUUGUUAGGUGUAUGGGGCACAAGAGCUGGCGCUCCAGCUGGGCAACAAGUGGCUUUGUCGGGUUUGUCAUACUACAUUCAACCACCAUUCUCCGUCACUGAUGCCUUAUUGGACCCAAUCAAGACAGUUGUCUACGUUGGCUUCGUGUUAGGAGCAUGUGCAUUGUUCUCUAAGACCUGGAUUGAGAUCUCAGGAACUUCUCCUCGCGAUGUUGCUAAACAAUUCAAGGACCAAGGAUUGACCAUCAACGGCAAAAGAGAAACUAACGUCUACAAGGAAUUGAAGAAAAUUAUUCCAACUGCCGCCGCUUUCGGUGGUGCUGUCAUUGGUGCCCUAUCGGUGGGAUCGGAUCUCCUAGGAACAUUAGGUUCAGGUACUUCCAUUUUGAUGGCAACCACAACAAUUUAUGGUUACUACGAAGUAGCUGCUAAAGAAGGUGGUUUCACGAAGAACUUGGUAUCAGGUUUCUCAGAAAUGAUGUAA